AUGCCCUUGGAAGAUGCCUGGACUGUGGCCCUGCCAGGUACCUGUGUGAAGAACACAUACAGGUUGUUCAUGCAGGAGGUAAACAAACUCAAAGGAACAUCUGAAAGUUUGUCUGAUGAGCUUAGAGCCAAGUUGCGCUCAAAGAAGAACGGCAGGGUGCAAGUAAAAAUGCCAUGGAAAGAAUCUGGACCUCCAAAACAAAGCAACUAUGGCAUUGCUCUAAGGAGAAUGUAUUCUGCGGAGAAGUUGUUUAAGAAUAAAGACUGCUUUGAAAUUGUGGAUCAAGAGGUUCAGAAACUUGUGGAUCAAGGCUUUGUGAUCAAGGUAGCAAGUGACAACAUUGAUCACGAUCAGCCAGAGUGGUACCUUCGCCUCCAAGCAGUGUUCACUCCAGAAAAGAGCAGACAAGUCAGGCUCGUGUUUGAUUCGUCUUGCAAAGGAUACCAUGGUCUCUCCCUGAAUGAUCAUCUUGAGAAGGGGCUGAAUUAUAUCAACAGUCUACCCAAUGUUCUAAUAGCAUGGCGAUGGGAUGAAGUUGCAUAUGCUGGAGAUAUUCGAAGAUGUUCAACCAAGUAUUGGUACACCCGGAUGACCAGGUCUUCCAUAGGUUCCUGA
Messenger RNA from Stylophora pistillata, 615 nucleotides. RefSeq lists its product as uncharacterized. NCBI's taxonomy places the organism in Eukaryota, Metazoa, Cnidaria, Anthozoa, Scleractinia, Pocilloporidae. The record is from RefSeq and is a predicted model, not a curated record.